Xenopus tropicalis (tropical clawed frog) is the source of this 978-nucleotide messenger RNA. Its product is annotated as transcription factor 23-like. Gene Ontology annotation, cellular component: nucleus. Lineage: Eukaryota; Metazoa; Chordata; Amphibia; Anura; Pipidae. The record is from RefSeq and is a predicted model, not a curated record. Gene Ontology annotation, molecular function: protein dimerization activity. The transcript has 3 exons. Bases 136 to 645 code for a protein of 169 amino acids.
CUUUAGUUUUCUUCUAAUGAGACGCUGGGAAUAUCUAUUUUUUCCUAUAGCGUCGAUUCCCCCAGCAUGGCUCAUUGUUAUAAGUGGCUGCGUAGUAAGGAGGUCUCAUUUGGAUCCUUCUGGUGAGGAAGAGACAUGGAGAGAAGAGAAGCAGGCGGUGGCCUCCAGGGAUGGUCCGUGUGUUGCCCUCUUCCAGCCACUUCCACUGAGGGUCCAACCAGGAGAGGCGGCCGGGGGAAACCGACUCAGAUUCCAACGUUCAAGAGGCAGAAGCUUCCAAGCACCAAGUCUGUGGCCUCCAGCUCAGAUACCUACAAAGCCCAGAAGCAGUGCCCAGAAAAUGCUGCCCGUGAGAGGGGCCGAGUCCGUACCUUGAGGCAGGCCUUCCUCUCGCUGCAGGCCGCACUUCCAUCCGUCCCCCCUGACACCAAACUCUCCAAGCUGGACGUGCUCGUCCUGGCCACCAGUUAUAUUGCCCACCUGACUCAGACCUUGGACCAGGACGGACAGGGACCCGACAGCAGUCAGAUCAGCAGGGGUCCUGGGUACCUACACCCCAUAAAGAAGUGGCCAAUGAGAGCGCGGCUGUACGGCGGGGGCCUGGGAGCAGAAGUACAUGAAGGCUACGCGGCAACCAAUGACUAGUCCUGCCUCCUGGAAUAUCUUGUUUGUAUUUAUUCUACACUCAUUACCCUGAGCACUGGGUAUAAUAAAAAAAACAUCUUCUGUCUUCCAUACAAGGGUUAAUUCUAAUCACACAGUAACGAACCAAUAAGAGGGGGCCCAUGGUACUGUUUGGGUGUCUGAUGCUAAAAAGAAAAUGUUUUAAUGCCCCCAGGACUGAGCCAAUGACCAAAGAGCACUAGGGGCAUGGAGGAAUCUCAUUGGAGGAUCUUCUUGCAUUAAGUGGGCUGUUGGCCCUGGAGAGAUGGAGAGAUUGUUACCGAGUGGUGUUUCUUUGAGAAUCCCUCCCUGAUG